This is a messenger RNA of Oncorhynchus gorbuscha (pink salmon), 6839 nucleotides long. RefSeq names its product inactive ubiquitin carboxyl-terminal hydrolase 54-like. The record is from RefSeq and is a predicted model, not a curated record. The coding region runs from base 478 to 3174 and encodes 898 amino acids. The transcript has 19 exons. NCBI's taxonomy places the organism in Eukaryota, Metazoa, Chordata, Actinopteri, Salmoniformes, Salmonidae. Gene Ontology annotation, molecular function: cysteine-type deubiquitinase activity. Gene Ontology annotation, biological process: protein deubiquitination.
GCUAUCGCGAGAGCAGGGUGCCGCGGCCGCAGCACUGGAUGGAAGGUUGGAUUGAGCGCCUCUCCUCUUCUCCCUCUCCUCUCUCUCGUUCUUUUUUUUUACCAGGACAGCACGAGACCUGAACGGGACACGACCGGGACCCGAGGCAGCGUGAGAGAAAAGAACACUGAAGGACACUGAGGAAUAGAAGACCCCGGACACAGAAUAUCAGCGGAACAGUUAAAGACCGCGGAAGUAAAGGACUGUGGACACCCGCCAGUCAAGACUGAAAGAGGCCUGAAAGAGGCCUGAAAGAGGCCUGAAAGAGGCCUGAAAGAGGCCGCAGCUCUCUCUCCCCGUCUUUUGAUCUCUUCUCUUUAUUUCUCUCUCAGUCCCGCUCCCUCUCUAAUGGGAGUAACUUAGAACACGCUGUUCCAUCUCACGCCCCCGCCCCCCUCCCUGUGUUUCUGUGGUGAUGGAAGCGCCCAGCAGGAAGUGAUGUCGUGGAAGAGGAACUACUUUGCGUCGGGCGGUGGCAGCGGGAGUCCCGGUGGAGGGCUACAGGGCCUGAUCACGACUCCGCGGACUAUGGCCUCCUUCGCCCCGAGUAAAGGCCUGAGCAAUGAACCUGGACAGAACAGCUGCUUUUUAAACAGUGCCCUGCAGGUUCUGUGGCAUCUGGAUAUCUUCCGUAGAAGUUUCCGCCAGCUGACCACUCACAAGUGCAUGGAAGACUCUUGCAUCUUCUGUGCCCUCAAGAGUAUCUUUGCCCAGUUCCAGUUCAGCAGUGAGCGUGUGUUACCGUCGGACGUGUUGCGGAGUGCGCUGGCCAAGACCUUCCAGGACGAACAGCGUUUCCAGCUGGGGAUCAUGGACGACGCAGCAGAAUGCUUCGAGAACCUACUGAUGCGUAUCCAUUUCCACAUCAGCGCCGAGACCAGAGAGGACAUCUGUACAGCUAAACACUGUAUACCACACCAGAAGUUUGCCAUGACGCUGUUCGAACAGUGUGUGUGUAAUAGUUGUGGAGCCUCGUCGGACCCCCUCCCCUUCAUUCAGAUGGUUCACUACAUCUCUACCACGUCCCUCUGCAGUAACCAGGCGGUGAGGAUGUUAGAGUGCAGAGAGAAGCCCACCCCAGAUAUGUUUGGAGAGCUGCUCCGUAACGCCAGCAACAUGGGGGACCUACGCAACUGCCCAAGUAACUGUGGGGAGGUGUUGCGUAUCCGCCGUGUGUUGAUGAACUCUCCAGAGAUAGUGUCCAUCGGCCUGGUCUGGGACUCAGACCACUCUGACCUGGCUGAGGAUGUCAUUCACAGCCUGGGCACCUGUCUACGCCUGGGGGAUUUGUUCUACCGUGUGACAGAGGAGCGGGCUCGUCAGGCUGAGCUGUACCUGGUUGGUAUGGUGUGUUACUAUGGUAAACACUACUCCACAUUCUUCUUCCAGACUAAGAUACGCAAGUGGAUGUACUUCGACGACGCUCAUGUCAAAGAGAUCGGUCCUAAGUGGAAGGACGUGGUGGCACGCUGUAUAAAGGGUCACUACCAGCCUCUAUUGCUGCUCUAUGCUGACCCCCGGGGGACGCCGGUGGUAUCGCAGGACAGCCCCUCCUUCUCUAACCCCCAGCUGGACCUGCUGCACUGCAGCAAGGCUGGCUAUGACAGCGAGGACUCUGGGCGGGAGCCCUCCAUAUCCAGUGAUACCCGUACAGAUUCCUCUGACAGCUCCAGCCACCGAGCAUCUCGAAAUCGCCCUCUACACCAGUCAACAGGCAGCCACCUGUCCAACGAAUCGCAGACCACAGUGGUCGGUAAACAUGACAACGGCACGCCCCUACACAGCGCAGACGCAACAGACUCAGUAACAGAGGCCCCCCCCCGCCCCCCCUCCCCUACCCUGCAGCAGGGGGACUAUAAAGAGACAGCCGUGUUCCUCCUCUCCUCUCGUCGUCCCAUGUCGUCAUGCUCUUCCUCCCAUCCUUUCUCCUCCUCCUCCUCCUCCUCCCACCCCCCCUCCUCUACCUGUUCCUAUCCCGUCUCCUCCUCCUCUUCCUCCCGUCCCAUGUCCUCUUCCUCUUCCUCGGGUAUAGGGGGAUCUGUGCUGGGUUCUGAGGCAGGGGCCGUGGGGCCUCCCUGGGAGGAUGAGAGCACUAGCAGCGAGUCCAAGUCUAGUUCUUCUGGUGGUCGAUGUUACCGGCCAGCCUGGAGGCCACGGAGGGAGGCCCUGAACAUCGACAGCAUCUUCACCCGCCAGAGAGGCUCUCCGCUGGGCUACAGCACCCUGCCCGGGCCCCGUCUACCUCCAAAGCUCCAUCAACACUGUCCAACUAACACGCCUGAUCUGCAGGGGGCAGGAGAGGUGGCCUGGGGUGUAGCGGGCUUGGGGGGACACACUGGCGGGGUGGCCGGUGUGGCAGGGAUGCUAGGCAAUGGUACGGGCUGCCCCCCUCCUCCUCCUCCCCCGUUGAGAGGGGUGGAGCUUCAGCCCUGUCUGAUACAGAGGAUGGAGAGUGGUUACGAGAGCAGCGAGAGGAACAGCAGCAGCCCUGACAGGGAGGUAGGUCAGAAGCGUGUGUUGAUGUCCGGUCCAUCGUGGCGCUCGGUGCCCAAGUCCAAGAGCACCAGUGCCAUCCUGCAGGAGCUGCCAGCACCUAGCUGGGGCAGCAACAGCAACCUGGGCGCUGGCCGUAGCGAGCUGGAUGAGCUUCAGGAGGAGGUGGUGAGGAGAGCGAGGCAGCAGGAGCAGCAGAGGAGGAAAGAGGCGGAGAGAGAAGCUGCCGUGGGAUUCAACCCCAGACCCUCCAAAUACAUGGACUUAGACCAGCUGCAACACCAGGCUGUGCUCAGCCCCUUGCAUGAGGCUAAUGCUCAUAGUGGAUUGGCUGUAGCUGCGUGCAUGAGGAGCCCUUGGGAACCAAUCACACAGGAUCAGGAUAUGGAGCAGGAGACAAGAAGCGCCCGUCCACAGGGGCAUCGCAGUGAACAGCCUGGCCCGCUCCAAGUACUGCUGACGCCCAAUCAGGAGGGGGAAGAGGUCCGGCCAGCCUACCAGGAUGCAGCCCUGGGCCCUGGCCAGCCCCUUCUCUCCUACAGACCCUCCCCCAACCUCACCCCUCUCCACUCAUCCCUCCAACCCCCUCCCACCGACAACACCGCAGCACAGGUUGAGGAGGGGAGAGACAGCCUUUUUUAGCGGGGGAGAGGGGAGAGAACGGGUCAGGAAGGAGGAGGAUGUGGGGAUGAGUGAGGUCAGGGGACAGGGGCUGAGGAAAGUUGAGGAGGAGGAGCGGUUGAGGAGGGGUGAGGAAAGGCAGGGGGUGAGGCUGGAGGAGUUGUUACAGGUCGGGGGGGUGUGUGUGAGACCUCUAGGCAGACACCUGGCCAUCUCUCUUCCCUCUUUACCCCUCAGACUCUGGGAUAUAUCAGACACACACACUACCCCCUCACACACACAUUCACCCUCUGACCCCCAACACACACGACCCCCACCCCCACAUUCAAACACGGACUCCCCACACAUGUAUACAGACCCUGAGCCCCCACACAAACAGUCUGACCCUCCGCCCACCCCCCCCCCCUCAUCCCGCAGUCAACCCCACCCCUCCCUGCCCACCGCUUCUUCUGAUUGGCCCAAUCAAGUUUCCACCUUCAACACCAUCACAAGUCAUUGGUCCUCCUGGAGCUUGGACCGCCCAGAUGCUGUGGUUACGCCAUAUGACACACCUCCAGAUCGCUGCCUCCCCAUUAAGGCACACCUCUCCCACAGAAAAUACAACUCCCAGCCUGCCCCUGCACAGCAUGAACCCUGUGACCCUGAGGAGGCAGAGUUAUCAGAGCUGGACUUCCUGUACCGGGCCAGUCUCCAGGCAGGAAGUAGAGGUGGCAGCCCGGCCGGGAGCCUGCAGUGUGGGGUAAGAGGGUCAGCCCGCUCCUUCACUCCCAACACGGAGGGGAGUGUGUACCAGACUGAUAGCAGCAGCACAAUGGUCCGCAGUCUGAGCGGCACAGUCAUCAACCCGCGUCGCCACCGUCUCACCGCAGCACGCAGCUUUGAGAUGCCCAAUGGCGCGGGAAGUUUCUGGUGUCUGACGGGGGUGAAGCUGACUUCAGACCACUUAAGACAGUGGUCUUCAAACCACUGACGUGCCUCCAUAUGCAUCUACGCUACAGGCACCUCCCAGGGCAGCUCGCUGGGGUCCUUACCCUUCACACCGCUACAAGCACAUCCCACAUUGGACAUCUAGGGUCCUUACUUACCCUCCACACCACUAUGGAGACCUCCCAGGGCAGCCUUCUAGGAUCCAAACCCUCCACAGUUCUACAGGCACCUCCCAGGGCAGCUCUAUGGGGUCCUUACCCUCCACACAGCUACAGGGACCUCCCAGGGCAGCUCUUUGGAGUCCUAAUACUCCACACCACUAAAGGCACCUCCCAGGACAGCUAUUUGCAGGUCCUUACCCUCGACACCGCUAAAGGCAGUUCCCAGGGCAGACAUCCGGGGUCCUAACUCUCCACACCCCCCCAACCCCAAACACACACCUCUCCCCACGUCCGUCCCUCAGUGGUCUACUAACAUCCCUCUACCCCCAUCUCGCACCCUCCGCCCUUCUUCAACUAUUCAGUCUAUGCAGUCAUUCUUAGUCCCCCUCAGCAGGAAUUACUCUGAAACCCCAAAAAACAAACUCACCUAAUUACACUUCUAGCUAGCUUGCGACCUGCUAGCCUGUUAGCCUCCUAAUAUAGUCCGACUCUGAACAUUAUCCUGCUAGCCUUCCCCUCUUUGGGCCUAUAAAGGAGGGAGUAGAUUAGCUAGCUAGGUUUAGCCUAUGAUCUCCCUGCUUUAUCUGCCCCAAUCAGAGGGGCUCUGGAACCUUGAGGUGACCGAAAGAUCCACAGGGGGAGGAGGGGGUUACCGAUAAGCCACGGCUUCUUCCUUUUUCUUUAUGGGCAUUUCCUGUCUGAUGACAGCACAGCACACCUGGAUAUGUUGUUUCCAAGGGAACCCCAGGACCAGUGCGUACGUGCCUACAUAGCUACGUAUAGACGGAACUCUAAUAAUAACUAAAGUCAUGUACAGAAAAACGAUAUAUGAAACCUGUAUGUUAUUAAGACCUUAUGGAAUGUUCAUACUAAUAAUGAUAAUAAUGAAGAUAUUGAUAACUUUAGUGGUGACUCCUGGUCCUGGAUUGAGUGACCUUCACAAGUGUCCAGCUGGAGGUCACCUGACUGACCGUUGUAACGGCUAACGCUGCUCUCCCAUUUCUAUCGGGAGAAACUACCUUCCUUUUUCCUUUUUUAAAAUUUCAUUUAAUUUUUUUUUACAGAUAACGGUAGCUAAACGGAACAAACUUUUGCACACCUGAUGUAACGUGAGAGAGAGCGAGAGCUUUGACCGAGCGAGGGUAAGGGAACUAAAUUGUCAUUUGGGAAGUGUGUUUGCUGAAAGGUACUUAGGAAAGUGUACCAGCUGAACGGUACUUGCUGAAGUGUACUCGAUGAAGGGUAAAUGUAAUCUAAUUUAUUUGAGGCCUCAGGUUAACAUGAUUGGUUCUUAGUUACUGACAUUCACUAUCUUCUUCUGGACCUUUCCGUUCAGCUCUGACCCUGAUGUUACUCAGAUAUGAAUGGUGAACUACACUAUAUUAUAAAUAUACUUCAUAUGUGUACUGUAGGUAUUGUCUCUCAUGCUCCAGUUAUAACAGGGUUCUCUGACUUACCCCUAACUGAAUAACACUGACAUGUCUUGAAAAUGUUAUGAUAUGAUUUAACCUGCUGAACAUGUUAUGACAUAUGUACAUAUAAUAUGUAUGUAUAUACAUAAUAAGUACAUACAUUUAAUACAUUAUAACUAAUCCCUAUUUGGAGACCAAUGGCCAGUGCAGAACGAGAUCUAGACAGAACUGAUAAAUGAUUGUUGUAUCUAAACCAAAGGUUGGCACUUAGACAAAGACACAGCUCUCUGUCUGUCUUUUAACAUUGUGAUUUAAAAAAAAAAAUGUAUUUAUUAAUUUGAUUAUUUUGUUGCUGUUUGUGUUGUGGAUGUUGGAGAAUGUAGCCAACUGUAGCGCAUGAGUCUGCUAUGCAAAUCAACCUUCCCUCCUGACCCUUGACCUCUGACCUGACAGAUAGGAAGCAGGAAGUGGACACGCCCACGAACGGACGCUUUAUUUACGAAUUUAAGUCAAGAAGAUACGUGAUUAAAUGCUGGCUCAUAGGCUCGAUUCCAAAUGGCACCCGUCUCCCUAUAUACUACACACUACUUUUGGCCAGAGCCCUACAUAGGGAAUAGGGUGUGAUUUCCGUUUCGCACCAUAUACAUACAUAGUACUGAAGUGGUUCACUAUGUAGUAAGAAGGGAUAAUGUAUACCAGGGGUAUUCAACUCUGACCCUACGAGGUCCGGAGCCUGCUGUUUUUCUGUUCUAACUGAUAAUGAAUUGCACACACCUGGUGUCCCAGGUCUAAAAUCAGUCCCUGAUUACAGGGGAACAAUGAAAAGAUGCAGUGGAACUGGCUUCGGGGUACAGAGUUGAGUUCCAGGGCUGUAUACUAUGCUAGGAACAGUCAAUGGAAAUUCAAUGCAAAGAGAGAGUGGAAGAAAGAGAGCGAUGGCGAAUGAAAGAAAGUACAUAGAGAGGAGAUAAAAUGAUGUACUGUUUGUGUGUGAAAUAGAGAUGAUGUGAGGAUGAAAGAGGGCUAGGAGUCAUUUUUAGAGAGCGAGUUGUAUGUGUUUGUGUGUGUGUAGGGUGUUUGUGUGUGUUGGUACUGGGUAUCAUUGCUUGGCGAACGAGGGAAAGAGGGAUCCUGUAUUUUUGCAAUAAAGUUAUUACCACUGCUCUCUUAAUGGGGCGUAACCACU